AUGUCGCCUUUAGUAAAAUUAUUUGUUAUAGUUCUUCUUCUGAGGCCAGCGCUUUUCCAAGGAUCUGAGUUCCCACAGCUCAAAUAUCUGAGCAGAAUUGUUCGUAAUAUAAUCAAUGAGCAAAGAACGCAAACAAUUGUGAUUUUCAAACACCAUCUAAACAACAAUUGCUCUCUUCAGCACUGGAAUCCCAAUGGAAUAGCCAUUAUACGAACUAACGAUCUCGAAAUGGUCAGGAUAAAAGGUACUUUUAAUAGCCGCGCGUUGGCCAUUAUCUGCAUUGGAAAAUAUUCACACAUUGAUCUGUUAGAUAAAGUUGCUGAAGCCUUUGAGAACAUGAGACAACGGAGAAUAAUAUUGUGGACGCAAAUAAAGCCUACGAAGGAGUUUCUCAAACAGAUCUCCAAGAAAUCCACAGAAUUCAAUUUUUUAAAUAUUGUUGUGCUGAAAGACAGCCCAAAAGGAGAAUUAUCAUGUCAUCGUCUAAAUCCUUUUCCAAAUGCCCAUUUUGAUCGAGUUGAAAAUAUUUGGAAUUUCAAUGGAUCAUUUUUCAAGGAUUCACAGUUCAAUUUUCAAGGAAAGACUGCUACUAUAAAGCACGAUUAUAACUGGAGUCUAAAAACGGGAGAACAACACAAAAACUUACUAAAGUUUCCUAUUACCCGAAUCGAAGAUUGGGAUGUCAUUGGGUUUGCACUCAAAUACAAUCUGACUCUGCAGUUCUUAGAGGAAACCUUAUCAGGCAAUGAUCACUUUGAUAUUCAGUUAAGAAAACGUAUCAUGACCAAAAAUGAUAUUUCCGAGCUAACGGACUAUGUGAACCCAUUCUGCUCCUCGUCAAUAGUGGUUGUCGUUCCCUGCGGCAAUUAUAUGAGUUUUCAGGAUGUUCUCCAGCAAUCUGGUAUCCAAAAAUGGAUUUCGUACAUUAUAACUGUCUAUGUAAUUUGCGUGCUGAUAGAGGUCUUUGUUGUUAAGGUAACUCUACGGAUUUCUGGAAAAGCACACCGCCUAACAAUCCCUAACCCACUGGUCAACCUAUACGCUUUUAGAGCUAUUUUGGGCCUCCCAUUCCCGGAACCCCGAAGGUCAAGUCUUUCGCUACGUCAACUCUUUUGGGCCAUUAUCAUUUUCGGAAUGGUGUUUAGCAGCUUUAUAAACUGCAAAUUAAGUGCCAUUCUUACGAAGCCGUUUUAUCGACCCCAAGUGACUAACUUUGAGGAGCUGCGGGAGAGUGGGCUAGUUAUACUCAUGGAUGAACUAACAAACGAUUUUAUUGGUACCGAGCUCAAUACCGAGUUUUAUAGGCGCUAUAUGUUGAGAAAAAAGAUUUUGCCAUUUUUAGAGCGAAUAAAGUUAUUAUAUUUGUUUAAUGGCAAUUACGCCACAAUCAUGUUUUCCGACAACUGGCAAUCUUUUGACGCCCAUCAGCGAUCCAGAGGAGUGCAAGCUUACUGCUCCUCGAAGGAAUUAAUAGUAGCUGAGAAUUGGCCCAGAAUGCCUAUUCUGGUAAAUAAUUCCUUAUAUCACAGACCGUUAAGCAGAUUCUUAACGACUAUGCAGGAGUCUGGAAUUUACCAGCACUGGGCUAAGAAGAUUCCCAAAAUUCUUGAAAAGAAAGUAAAUCAAACUAUUAUUCCUAAUAUCAGAGGUCAAAAAAGGGCUCUUUCCAUUGAACAGUUUCAGUGGCUAUGGUAUUUACUCGUUAUGGGCUAUAGCACCUCUUUAGUAGUAUUUCUUGGAGAGGUAUUUAUUAAAAAGUGGAUAAAACCUAUAGGGAAUCGAGACUCUAAUGUGUAA
Drosophila subpulchrella is the source of this 1797-nucleotide messenger RNA. RefSeq lists its product as uncharacterized. The transcript has a single exon. Bases 1 to 1797 code for a protein of 598 amino acids. The record is from RefSeq and is a predicted model, not a curated record. NCBI's taxonomy places the organism in Eukaryota, Metazoa, Arthropoda, Insecta, Diptera, Drosophilidae.